Pseudoliparis swirei is the source of this 2434-nucleotide messenger RNA. RefSeq names its product mitogen-activated protein kinase kinase 1 (gene map2k1). The record is from RefSeq and is a predicted model, not a curated record. Gene Ontology annotation, molecular function: ATP binding; protein kinase activity. Bases 1163 to 2356 code for a protein of 397 amino acids. Lineage: Eukaryota; Metazoa; Chordata; Actinopteri; Perciformes; Liparidae. The transcript is spliced from 12 exons. Gene Ontology annotation, biological process: protein phosphorylation.
AGGUCAGGUUUGGGGGUCUUGGGAUCGCCUCUCUUCUGUUUGCAGAUGAUGUGGUCCUGUUAGCAUCCUCAGACCAUGACCUCCGGCACUCACUGCGGCAGGGAUGAGAGUCAGCACCGCCAAAUCUGAGGCCAUGGUGCUCUGCCGGAAACCGGUGGAUUGCUCCCUCCAGGUGGGGACAGAGUGCCUGCCCCAAGCGAAGGAGUUCAAGUAUCUCGGGGUCUUGUUCACGAGUGAGGGUAAGAUGGAGCGGGAGAUCGACAGGCGGAUCGGUGCAGCUGCAGCAGUAAAACAGGCGCUGUACCGGUCUGUCUUGGUGAAGAGAGAGCUGAGCCGAAAGGCGAAGCUCUCAAUUUACUGGUCGGUCUACGUUCCAAUCCUCACCUAUGGUCACGAACUUUGGGUAGUGACCGAAAGAACGAGGUCGCGAAUACAAGCGGCCGAAAUGAGUUUCCUCCGUAGGGUGGCCGGGGUGGAUGGAUGGAUGGAUUUUGUACAGCCCAAUAUCACACAUUUUCCUCAGUGGGCUUUACAAUCUGUACACAUAAGACAUCCCUGACCUUUGACCUCAUCAGGGCCAUGGCAGUAGCCGAUUAUUCAGUGUGAAAACAUUCAAAUGUGUAUUUCAUUUAUUAUGAAGAAAAUGAAAGCUUACAGUUUUUGAGCAGACAAUCGUGUACCUGUUAGCUUUAGUUAUUUUUACAACAAUAAAUUAACGAAUCAAAUUCUGUAUUAUCAACUGCAUUCUUUUGUAAUAGCCCAAUCUGCAAAGUGAGUCAUUUGUAUAUUCGUACUUUAAGUAUAUGUGUAUGCUAAUAAUGCUUGUAACAGAGUAUUUCUACACUGUAGUAUUGCUUAUUUAAUCUCCACCGCUGAUGGUAAUACCAUCCAUCACCAGCAGAGGGGGCGCUGUCCCAAGCACAACCAUGCCGUCCGGAAGACGAAUGUAAAUAUUUUUGUGACGUUGCAUCUCCCGGAUCCUUCACAUCCUCCCAUUAACAAGAACAUCAGCCCCUCCAGCUCCUGGCUGCACAUCUGUGUGUCUUAUUCUGCCCGUCUGUGUCGACUGUGUCCUGAUUCCAGAGCUCUCCUCUCCGGGUUUCCAUUCAUCCUGCUGCAGCUCGUGUCUUUCUGCCCCAGCUCGCUUCUUGUUGUCUCCAACAUGCAGAAGAGAAGGAAGCCGGAGCCGAUCCAACUCAACCCGAUCCCCGAUGGAAACACUAUCAACGGCACCGGAGCCACAGAAACAAAUUUGGAGGCACUGCAGAAGAAAUUAGAAGAACUUGAGCUGGAUGAGCAGCAGCGGAAACGCCUGGAGGCCUUUCUGACACAGAAGCAGAAGGUGGGAGAGCUGAAGGACGACGACUUUGAGAAGAUAUGUGAGCUGGGGGCCGGCAACGGAGGAGUCGUCUUCAAGGUCUCCCACAGACCCUCUGGUCUGAUCAUGGCGAGGAAGCUGAUCCACCUGGAGAUCAAACCUGCCAUCAGGAACCAGAUCAUUAGGGAGCUGCAGGUGCUGCACGAGUGUAACUCCCCCUACAUUGUGGGCUUCUACGGGGCUUUCUACAGCGACGGAGAAAUCAGCAUCUGCAUGGAGCAUAUGGACGGCGGCUCCCUGGACCAGUCGCUGAAGAAGGCCGGCAAGAUCCCGGAGCAGAUCCUUGGCAAAGUCAGCAUCGCUGUCAUUAAAGGACUCGCCUACCUGAGGGAGAAACACAAGAUCAUGCACAGAGAUGUCAAGCCUUCAAACAUCCUUGUGAAUUCCCGCGGUGAAAUCAAGCUGUGCGACUUUGGAGUGAGCGGACAGCUCAUCGACUCCAUGGCCAACUCCUUCGUGGGAACCCGCUCCUACAUGUCGCCAGAGCGUUUACAGGGAACCCAUUACUCGGUUCAGUCGGACAUCUGGAGUAUGGGUCUGUCCCUGGUGGAAAUGGCAAUUGGGCGCUUUCCCAUCCCACCGCCUGAUACCAAGGAACUGGAAAAGAUUUUUGGCUUCCCAGUAGAAGGGGAGGCGGCCUGCAGCGAGUCCUCCCCACAGCCGCAGCCCCCCGGGCGACCAGGCAGCUCAUACGGACCUGACAGACCACCGAUGGCUAUAUUUGAGCUGCUUGAUUACAUAGUGAAUGAGCCUCCACCAAAGCUCCCUGGAAUAUUCGGCUCCGAAUUUCAAGACUUUGUGAACAAAUGUUUGAUAAAGAAUCCAGCAGAGAGAGCGGACCUCAAACAGUUGACGGUGCAUUCGUUCAUCAAAUUGUCCGACGCAGAGCAGGUGGACUUCGCAGGCUGGUUGUGCAGCACCAUUGGACUCAAUCAGCCGGUGACGCCCACCCACAGUACAGCAAUCACCAACAGAUGAAAGUCUGGAGCUUAUGUGAAAUAAAGUCUUGUGAACCAAACGUUUGAAAAAAAGGUUUUAUUAAAUUCAAGUACAGGA